UGGGAUGACAGUGCUUGAGAAUUAAAACAUCGAUUAGCUCAAGGAUAGGAAAGCAACAAACAUUUUCUUUUAAUGUUCCGAUCCAAUUUAACAUCAUCAUCCUUGAUCCUUCCCACGUCCUCUUCUCUCCCUCUCUAGGAGGAAGUCUUCCCCGUUUCUGGGGAAUUUCCCUUCCCCUUCGACUUGUCUCUCAAGAAAUUCGUCUGUGUUCUGCUCAGGAUCAUUCUUUUGGACGCCAUGAAUAUCUUUUCGAAGAAACCCACCGCCAAAGAAGCUCUUCGGGAGAGUAAAAGGGAAAUGACACGUUCUACGCGAGGUAUAGAGAAGGAAAUUGGAGCAUUGCAAUUAGAAGAAAAGAAGCUUGUCGCAGAAAUAAAGAGAACUGCCAAAACAGGAAAUGAGGCAGCAACAAAGAUUCUUGCUCGGCAGCUAGUUAGGCUCAGACAGCAAAUUGCAAACUUACAAGGAAGUCGAGCUCAAAUGAGAGGCAUAGCAACUCAUACACAGGCAAUGCAUGCUCAGACUUCCGUUGCUGCUGGCAUGAAAAGUGCCAGUAAAGCAAUGACAGCUAUGAAUAAGCAAAUGAAUCCUGUGAAGCAAGCAAAGGUCAUUAGGGAAUUUCAGAUGCAGUCUGCACAGAUGGAUAUGACUACUGAGAUGAUUUCAGAUGCCAUAGAUGAUGCCCUGGAUGAUGAUGAGGCAGAAGAAGAAACUGAAGAUCUAACGAAUCAGGUACUCGACGAAAUCGGCGUUGAUAUUGCCUCACAGCUUUCAACAGCUCCAAAAGGAAGAAUUGCCUCAAAGAAUACUGAGGGUGUCAGUAGUUCGGGUAUCGACGAGCUGGAAAAGCGAUUGGCUGCUCUUCGGAAUCCUUGAGUAUUAUGCUAAAUACAUUGAUUUUCAAUUGAGAUAUACAUGAUUUCGACUGGGAUGAUCUACUGUACAUGAAAUCUCUCUCUCUCRGCUUCACAGUUGAGCAUGAACAUUUAUUCCCUUCUUGAGAUAAAAGAAGUCUUAUUAAACCAUUUGCUUUAAGCCUUCAAUUUAUUGAAAUCAUAAACCAAAUUGAAGGAAAGGGAAACUGGAAAAUGGGUGUAGGUAUUGUAUGAAUUACCUCAUGUACAUAUAUAUGUAUUAGGUGGUUAAACUCCAAAUUUUGUUGAACUU
Momordica charantia (bitter melon) is the source of this 1167-nucleotide messenger RNA. It is a transcript of the gene VPS2.3, whose product is annotated as vacuolar protein sorting-associated protein 2.3. Gene Ontology annotation, biological process: vacuolar transport. NCBI's taxonomy places the organism in Eukaryota, Viridiplantae, Streptophyta, Magnoliopsida, Cucurbitales, Cucurbitaceae. The record is from RefSeq and is a predicted model, not a curated record.